AGACGAAAUGGUUCGUAAAGGAAUCAAGCCGAAUCUGACUACAUUCAGCAUCUCUCUCUCUGGGUUUUAUCGCGAGGAACGGUUUGAUGAUGUGAAGAAGGUUCUUUGGCUGAUGAAAAAGCAUGGCCGGCAUGCGGGGUUGUCGAUUUAUAACAUUAGGAUUCAGAGCUUGUGCAAGCUUGGGCGACCGGAUGAGGCCAAGGAGUUGUUGAGGGAUAUGAGAGUUAGGCGUCUGGAACCGAAUUGGGUGACUUACGAUCAUUUGGUGUUAGGUUAUUGUUGCAGAGGAAAUCUGGAGGAGGCAAAGAGGUUGUUUGAAGAAAUGGGGAGGAGAGGUUUGGUUCCGCAGAGCAGCUGCUAUUUUAGUUUGGUGCACUAUCUUUGUAAAGGUGGGGAUUUUAGUUCGGCUCUUGCGAUUUGCAGGGAGAGCAUGGAAAGGAACUGGGUGCCACGGUUCUCUACGAUGAAGGUGCUUGUCGAUGGGCUUGUGGGAGCUUCACAGGUCAAGGAGGCAAGGGAGAUUGUGGAAAUGGUAAAGGGAAAAUUCUCAUGGAAUGUCGAAUUGUGGAAUAAGAUUGAAGAUAGCUUGCCUAUGUAGAUUGUGGAACGUUGAGCACUUCCAGGUGUAAAAAUUUUGCGGAGAAAGAGAGAGGACUUGAAAAGAUGCAUUAGGAAAAGUUAAGGUUGGGGAAGCAGAAAUUCUUCUCCAAGGACAUCUUCUUGGAUGCUGACAAUGAUCACCGGGUUGGUCUCAAAGACGCUUGAUUGCCAGAAUCUCACUCAGGUGCUCCAUUGUUACAACCAGUUUCUUUAUUACCUGCAGUUUGAUCGGUCAAAAUCUCGGGAUCAGCUGAAAACCUUGCGGCCUCAAUCUGCAACUGCCACCACCAUUUUCUUCUUCGCAUACAGCUCCCAUUGAUGAUCUUUGCUGGCUGUUCACAUCUCCAGUUGUCGUUAUCUUCUUCUUGAUACCAAAUCUUUGAUGCCUAAGUUGUUUGUGCCCAAAUGCCUUUCUAGUAUUACUUAAGCAUUUCUUGGAAUUGAUAUGGCCUUCGUCCACCAUGGAAGACAACUAGCAUAUUUCCAGAGGGAAAAUUAGAAGCCAUAGAUUGGAGAUGGCAUUGGCAUUUUUGGUUGGUGAACAGAGCAUUUAAUGGAGAAUUUGACUCACAAUAGAACACAAUGAAGAAAAAGAAUUCAUGUAACUGACUCCAUGUAGUAGGACAAAGACCUAGUGUUGUUAAUGUUUUUGUUGAAGCGAACAUUCGAUAUUAUUUUAAACUGUCAAUUGCAUUUCAGAAUUUAUAUCAGGCAUCUUUGCC
Molecule: messenger RNA, 1322 nt
Organism: Dendrobium catenatum
Lineage: Eukaryota; Viridiplantae; Streptophyta; Magnoliopsida; Asparagales; Orchidaceae
Product: pentatricopeptide repeat-containing protein At1g61870, mitochondrial-like
Exons: 2
Coding region: 8-598 (196 amino acids)
Molecular function (GO): protein binding
Source: RefSeq, a predicted model, not a curated record